CACAUUGAAAUGGGCGGUCUGGAAACAUAGUGAGAGGAUCCUCAGGUGCUUUCCUCUGCUGACGAUAUUGACAGCGCGGCUUGAUGUUCUUGAAAGCAGCACGGUGCACCGAUAUUGUUUACAAGUUUUAAAAGAGAAAGAAUAGCAACAAACAACGAUUUACGUUUUGUGAAUUAGCGUUGCAUUUUUGGAGCCAACAAUGGGGAAAGUGGAAGGAGGAAUGAAAUGUGUAAAAUAUCUACUUUUCAUCUUCAACUUCAUAUUCUGGUUGAUGGGCUCGUUGGUCCUUGCGGUUGGAUUGUGGUUGCGGUUCGAUCCUGAGACCGUCGCUCUGCUGAACGGAGACGGAGCGCCAGACACCUUCUUUUAUGGUGUGUAUAUCCUGAUCAUAGCGGGCAGUCUAGUGAUGUUGGUGGGAUUCUUUGGCUGCUGUGGAGCCAUACGAGAGUCCCAGUGUCUGCUGGGGUCGUUCUUUGCCUGUCUGCUGAUAAUCUUUGGAGCAGAGGUUGCCGCUGGUGUGUUUGGCUUCUUAAACAAAGACAAGAUAAUCGAAGAUGUCCAGAACUACUACAUCAAAUCCUACAACGACGACAACAGCAACAACAACACAAUGAUACAAAACUCUUACCACAAAGUUCUGAACUGUUGUGGAACGUCCCAGAGCGUCUGCCCCGAGGCCCCAGCUGACACCAAGGACUGUGAGGUGGGCAUCAAGGAGUUCUUCAACAGUAAACUCUACAUCAUCGGUUACGUGGGGAUCGGCAUCGCUGGAGUCAUGAUUAUAGGGAUGAUCUUUAGUAUGGUGCUGUGCUGUGCCAUCCGCAACAGCAGGGAGAUCAUCUAACCAGGCAGAGCUUCCAGUCCUCCAGCACCCCCAACAGCCCAACUCCAGUCCUCCAGUCCCCCCAACGGCCCAGCUCCAGUCCCCCCAACGGCCCAGCUCCA
This is a messenger RNA of Salvelinus namaycush (lake trout), 945 nucleotides long. Its product is annotated as CD9 antigen-like. Lineage: Eukaryota; Metazoa; Chordata; Actinopteri; Salmoniformes; Salmonidae. The record is from RefSeq and is a predicted model, not a curated record. The transcript is spliced from 8 exons. Bases 200 to 844 code for a protein of 214 amino acids. Gene Ontology annotation, cellular component: membrane.